Messenger RNA from Strongylus vulgaris, 1325 nucleotides. The record is from the annotation of a GenBank genome assembly. NCBI's taxonomy places the organism in Eukaryota, Metazoa, Nematoda, Chromadorea, Rhabditida, Strongylidae.
AUGGGAGCCGAUGACAAGAGGGUUCGGAUCAAAGUUCUUCAGGUGUCAAAUAUAUCAGUAACGGCGACAAAGGAUCAGAUCUUUACUAUGUUUCAAUAUGUAGGAAGAAUCGAAGAGAUGAAGAUAAAUUCGAGUAGUCAGAGUGUCAUGGAUUUCGUGACUAACGAGUACAAAACUAUUGGUUUAUGGGCGUCUGAUAACUUAAGUGGGUAUCGUUUCUCCCAUGUUGGCCCAAGGACACAUAUAAGACGAAGUGGUUUCAAAGUUUAUCCAUCGGAUAUGAACAUAACUUCUUCUACAGUUUCCAAAUGUGCUUUCAUAAAAUACGAUGAUGAACGUGCAGUUGAAGUAGGACAACAUCUUACGAACACAGUUCUCAUUGAUCGCGCCAUUGUUUGUGCACCAUUUCUGCAAAAUACUAUCCCCGAUGAAGCUACGUUCAUUAAUUCUGGUGGUCCAGUCACAGCAGGACAACGACAGUUACCUCCACAUGUCAGUAACAAAAUACAGGAGUUAGAGGAUGGAACAUCAGUGUAUAUGUUAGAUCGUUCCCCAUGUAUGGUUGAGAUUGAGAACGCGAUUUGUCCAGUCGAAGAUUCGAGACCCCUCCCCUGCGACUCAUCUUUCGGUUUGUCGCCGAUGACGUCAUCAGCAUGUUGUUCAGCUCAAGAUUUUCCAAAUAUUAAGAGAAAAACCUAUUUUUUAAGCAUAAUAACACAUGGCUAUGGGUUUUUGCGAGCGAUACAACCAUUAAAGACUAUAAAAACGCCAGAAUUGAUUACUUUGAAGAAAGAAGAUAGUGAAACACUACGGCAUUUUAUGGCCUUUUCAGAAGGUGCUAUCUUUAACACCAUGAACUGCACUUCUUUUCAUCGCAGAAAGAGAGAAAGAUCCUUGAAGAAGUAUACUUUGGAUUGCGGCUAUAUUUGCUAUUUACUUACAGUGGAUCCACAGAUGGAAGCGCUUGGUCUGCCUGCCUAUCCACCUUUACCUGGAAAUACCGAUUUGGCGAAAGUAGAAGAAAUAAGACGGACAAUUUAUGUGGGGAAUCUUCCAAAGGGUGUAGAUGGCCAAGCAGUACUAGACUUUUUCAACAAUUUCGUAGGAGAGGUUAUGUACUUACGAAUGGCUACCGGACCUGAUACGCUUCCCUGCGCGUAUGCUUAUGUCGAAUUUACCAAUCAGACUUCUGUGCCAAUUGCUCUUCAAAACAACGGCAUUGAUUAUGAAGGCAAGCCGCUGCGGUAUGUGUUUCAAAGUCACUUUUUGAUGUCUUUUGUUUUAUCUGGUAUGGUUCAUCCUGUGCAUAUAUAUUUCAAUUGAGC